This is a messenger RNA of Taeniopygia guttata (zebra finch), 2984 nucleotides long. The record is from RefSeq and is a predicted model, not a curated record. Lineage: Eukaryota; Metazoa; Chordata; Aves; Passeriformes; Estrildidae.
ACUGUAAUUUCUUCUGCUAUACAUUUGGGACAGAACUAUAGGAAUACAACCAAGGAGAAUGUCACCUGUGAGGUAAAUUAUCUAGGGAUCCUGUUGGAUAUACAAAAAUACUUCGGGCUCAGCGAUGGGAAGACAGGUCUACUGCAGACAGUCUUCACCUUGUGUUACAUGCUGGCUGCCCCCAUCUUUGGAUACCUCGGAGAUCGCUACAACAGGAAGAUCAUCCUUGGAGCUGGUAUUUUCUUCUGGUCUGGUGUGACCUUGGGGAGCUCAUUCCUCACUGAGUCGCAUUACAGGAUAUUUGUUCUUUCACGAGGAUUGGUUGGCAUUGGCUCUGCCAGUUACUCCACUAUAGCACCUACCAUCAUUGCAGACCUGUUUGAGGAAGGAAGAAGGACCACAGCUUUAUCUAUCUUCUACAUCUUCAUUCCAGUGGGAAGUGGCUGUGGUUAUAUGCUGGCAGCUGGCAUGGCAAAAAGCACAGGCGACUGGCACUGGGCAUUCAGGGUAACUCCUUGCAUGGGAGGACUGGCACUGCUUCUCCUGAUUCUACUGGUCCCUCACAAGAUACAGAGAAGGACAGCAGCACACAGAGCACUGAGCAUCUCUGGCAUGAGAGGAAGAGCAGAUGAGAAGCCAGAUGUGCACAGAACCACCAAGACUACUUGGUGUCAAGAUGUGGGAUCACUUGUCAAGAACUGUAGUUUUGUCUGUUCCUCACUGGGUCUGACUGCCAUGGCCUUUGUCACUGGAGCCCUGGGAAUGUGGAUGCCACUGUUUCUGUACAGAGCUCAGGUUGUCCAGGGCCUUGUCCCACCAUGCCUCCAAGACUCGUGCAAUUCCUCUAACAGCCUAAUAUUUGGAGGCAUCACCAUUGGGACAGGAAUCGUGGGUAUUAUUGCUGGGGCAGAAGCUGCAAGACGUUUAAGGAAGAUAAACAACAAAGCUGAUCCUCUGAUCUGUGCCUCAAGCAUGUUCAUUUCUGCCCUGUGCCUCUACAUAGCUCUGAUGGUUGCCCAGACAAAUAUCCUUUCCACUUUUAUUUUUAUUGCAUUUGGAGAACUGUUUUUGUCUGUAAAUUGGGCUGUUGUGACAGACAUACUGCUGUACGUGGUGACGCCGAGGCGACAGUCCACAGCCAUCGCCCUGCAGAUUUUGGUGAGCCAUUUGCUGGGAGAUGCAGGCAGCCCAUACCUCGUUGGGGUUAUCUCCAAUGCUAUCCAGGCCAGGAACAGCCCGUCGCUGCAGUGGAGUUUCCGGAGCAUGCAGUACAGCUUUGUCACCUGUGCUUUUGUCGGGGUCUUUGGAGGAGGUUUUUUCCUCCUCACAUCUUUCUACGUCGAGGAAGAUCGGAAAGAAGCACAGAGGCUCUGAGGUGUCUGGGUGUCUUUAUAACUUUGAAACUCAGAUGUGGUGACCUGUUGGACACCAGCCAUGGUAUUGUCUCUGUAACAUUAAACCAUGUUAAAGUCUGCCUUAUGGUAAUGCCAUGUCAGUCUCUAUAAAAAAAGAGAAGGGCAAAAUCCCAGUGAAGUCUCAGGUUAAACAAACCUUCCACAUUGAGCAAAACAGACCACAGAGCUCACAAGCAAAACUCCUGUUAAUGCAAAAUGCUGCAGUACAUAGAAAUAACAUCCUUUACUGUAAUGCACCCCUGCAGACUUCAUGGAACAUGAGGUUCUUUCUCUACUCUGAUCUUUCUCAGCCCUGUAGAACCAGUCCUGUCUCUCUGUAGCACUUCUCUCUCUUCCCUAAAAGAAAUCAUAUUCAAAGUAUAAAACAUUUAGAACAAAACUUGAAUUGGACAGAGCCCUGUCCUCAAGCACCUGGAUUCUAACAGCCCCCUUCUGCUCGGACUUGGUUUUCCAGGUACCAGCAAUGAACUAUCCCUCAAAGGAAGAUGAACUCUGGGGAGAGAUUUGCACAGAAGAAAAGAAUGUCCUCCCUUUUUUCUUUCCUUUUUUGCUUAAUGAGAUACAGCUGGGGAAAAGGCCAAAUCACAAUUCCUCCAUAUGGCACAAAAUCCUGCAUACUGAAUUUUUGGAUGCUUUUGACCGCGAAUCAAAGAUUGCUCAUGCAUUGGCAUAUGGCAACUCUCCUCCCCCAUCCAUAACCAGGCCCUUGUCCUCUGUGGGCUGGGGAGCUCCAGAGGGUGUUUUACAGAGCUGUCACCAGCAUGACUGCUGACCUCAACAGGGAAGGAGCUUUUGAGGCACAACAUCUCCUGGAGAUUAGGGAGGCCUGUGAGUUUUCAGCAGGAUGAGAUUUGCCUGUAGAAUUUGGGAAAUGUAAGUAGUAAAAAGAGUGUUUUAACUUGUCUAAAAUGAGGAAGAGAAGCAAAACCAAUCAAAGUCAUGUCAGAUUCAAGGCUGGAGGGUUGUGAUAAUUUUAUAUAUAACAUCUUAAUGGCAUGCCUCUUCCUAAUAGUUGGAGGCUCUUCAAUGUAUCCUCAGGCCUUGGGUAAGAAUCUCCUCUCAUAAGUGAGCUGUAGUACCUGUAAAACCACUUAACUAUAACUGUCCAUUUGAACUCUUAUCUCCAAAGUGAAGGAGAUUUAGGAUGUGCAAUCUGCUGUCACAAUAUCAUGCCAGGUACCAAACAAGACAUGACCAGUGUGGCCAGCUUCCAUUGUUUAUCCUGGUUUAACUCCCAGUAGCACCUUAAAGCCUAAGCCUGAGGAAUAUAUUGGCAAGUGAAUUGUAAAAUGUUGUGAAUCUUGCAUGGUUCUCCCAGUAAAUCAUAAGGAUCAUAAAGCACAAUAUUCCUGUAAUGACUGUGAAUGUCUAGUGUCAUUGCAAAUAGCAUAAUUCGGCUACUGCAGUUUUUUGUUCUUGCCUCUGUCUACCAAUGUUUAAAAAAUCUGUUCUGAAAUCUGACUUAAACCUAGGGAGUGAAAUGUGACCAUUGUGGGAAAUAACUGAGAAAUUUUGGGAUACUCAGUGAGUGUAAUAAUUGUCUUUAAAAUAAAAGUUUGUAUUCUGAAA